AAAGAGGCGGGGCUAUUGAGUCCAGAAAUUUGACAGAGGAAGUUGCUGUCCCUAUGAACUUUGGUUCGUCGAUAAACGGUGGUUGUCCUUCCUAAAAGCGCUCUGGACUAAGCGAUGCCAUGGCGACGGAGGGGGAGCCGACCGACGCGAUCAAAGUGCUGCACCUGCUGCUGCUCGCCUUCACCUGGGGCAUGCAAGUCUGGGUCUCCUUCAUCGGAGGUUUCGCUCUGGUGAAGCAGGUGUCGCUGCAUACCUUCGGUUUGGUCCAGAGCAAGCUGUUUCCUGUUUACUUCUACUGCCUGCUGGGAAGCAACUUCACCAGCCUGGCCUUGUACGCCGUGUACCACCCCAGAGAGCUGCUGGACUGGCAUGAAAGCGUGCAGAUGCUGAUGUUCUUCGUGGCGCUGAUAACAGCGGGCCUGAACGCCCAGUGGUUCGGCCCAGCGGCCACCGAGGUCAUGUUCCAGAUGAGGGCGGUGGAGGAGGAGCACGGUCUGGGGAACCAGGUGGGGCUGGGCAGCCAGAGGGAGGACUACGCCAAGCUGAAGGAGCAGGACCCAAAGUACCGGGCCCACAGGAAGACGUUUGGGCGGUACCACGGCCUGUCCAGCCUCUGCAACCUCGUCGGCUUCCUCUGUGUCACAACUAACCUGGUCUACACCGCUCUCAAGCUGUCCACCAUUUAAACACCGGUCAUGUCAGGUCCGCAGGUAUUCAUGCGGUAUUCACAGUUUUCCACUUUUUAUUAUAUAAAGAAAAAAAGUCUUAUUGGGGAUGUUAGUGCGACAAACAUAAAAAAGUACUAAAGAGGGAAAUGGUAUUUAAAAUCUAUGGGGGACAUAAUGCAAACAUCAACUAACUAUAUAGAACAAAAAGAUGCAAAAACAAACAAGCGAGACGCUUGGAUGUUUAAGAAUAAAAUAUAGUACAUUUAAUAAAACAAACCCACCGUCAGAAAUAUUAAACAAAAAGGGAGAAAACUAUUUUUUAAACUGAAAAGUUCCAAUAAUGGUUUAGUUGGGGUUGAAUUGAAAGAACCUGCAUGUCUAAACAAAAUCUUCUCCAAUAAGAAGAAGUUAUUUAUAACAACCACACUAUAUUAUUGUCUGAGACUGGAGCAAGUAAAUUUUUAUAGUAAAGUCAACAUCAAAACUUCUUAUAAAGCCCCAAAAGACCUUGUAAGUUUAAUUUCAGGAAUAUAAGUAUUUUUAAACUGCAUCACCCUGAACACAUCAUCCCCACAGGGAAACAUGGUGGUAGUAGCAUCAUGUUUUAUUUCUGUAGAGAGAGAGGAAGAUGCAGAAAUGUUUUGAAGUUUGUGGAACAUUUGCAUCUCGUAUUGAUGUUCCAUUAAAAACCAUGUUUCUUUUUCUUGUCACUUCUCAAUCACACCACAUUGUGUCUGCAUACCGCAUAAAAGUUGGCCACAUUUGUGGUUGUGUCAUGACGCGAAUGUGAAAGUGUUCAGGGUAUAAAUAAGACUGAGCGAGACAAUACUUGGAUGUAGACUACUUUAUGUCAUAAGUGAUCCAGAAUUUGAAAUGUAUUUUUGCACUCACAGCACAGGCGGGCGGAGAUGCGCUGACGGCGCGAUGUCGAUCUGAGCAGAGAUUAUGGAACAAACAUGCACCUGUUGCCGACGUUUACUGAGGAAGUUAUGAAUCCAUUAUUUUUCUUGUAAAUGAUAUUUUUCUUGUAAAUGAUACGAUGAUAUUUUUGCUUUUAUUACAAAUACCUUGUUUGCUGAACAUGCUGUUUCAACAAUGUGAAACAAAUUCGAGCAUCUUUUUGCAGUUGCUUUGUUUCUCCAGCAGAUGGAGACACUCAGCCAUAAUUUCCUAAUCCGUAUCAAUGUUGAUGCUGCAUUUCAGUUCUAUUGUUGCAUUAUGUAAGAAGUUUUUCAGUUUGAAAUUAACACUGUGAAUAAUAGAAUAAAUAGAUUUAUGGAUUAUU
This is a messenger RNA of Poeciliopsis prolifica (blackstripe livebearer), 1953 nucleotides long. It is a transcript of the gene tmem205, whose product is annotated as transmembrane protein 205. NCBI's taxonomy places the organism in Eukaryota, Metazoa, Chordata, Actinopteri, Cyprinodontiformes, Poeciliidae. Bases 120 to 686 code for a protein of 188 amino acids. The transcript is spliced from 4 exons. The record is from RefSeq and is a predicted model, not a curated record.